This is a messenger RNA of Tachyglossus aculeatus (Australian echidna), 2471 nucleotides long. It is a transcript of the gene DRG2, whose product is annotated as developmentally regulated GTP binding protein 2. Gene Ontology annotation, molecular function: GTP binding; GTPase activity. The record is from RefSeq and is a predicted model, not a curated record. NCBI's taxonomy places the organism in Eukaryota, Metazoa, Chordata, Mammalia, Monotremata, Tachyglossidae. Gene Ontology annotation, cellular component: cytoplasm. The transcript has 13 exons. Gene Ontology annotation, biological process: cytoplasmic translation. Bases 145 to 1239 code for a protein of 364 amino acids.
CGGACUCACGCGGGCCUCGGCGCCUGAGGCGAUCCCUGGGCGUCCUGUCUGUUUUUCCUCAGUCUUUGCGUCUCCAUCUCUGUGUUUUUGUGUGUUUGUGUGUGUGCCCAUCGUCCACCUCUGUGCUGUCCGCCCCCCGGCGCCAUGGGCAUCCUGGAGAAGAUCGCGGAGAUCGAGAAGGAGAUCGCCCGGACCCAGAAGAACAAGGCUACCGAGUACCACCUUGGCUUGCUGAAGGCGAAACUUGCCAAGUACCGAGCUCAGCUUCUGGAACCCUCCAAAUCUGCCUCGGCCAAAGGAGAAGGCUUCGAUGUGAUGAAAUCCGGAGAUGCCCGAGUGGCACUGAUUGGUUUUCCUUCUGUGGGGAAGUCCACGUUCCUGAGCUUGAUGACCUCCACUGCCAGCGAAGCGGCAUCCUAUGAAUUCACCACGCUGACAUGUAUCCCGGGGGUCAUUGAGUACAAAGGAGCCAACAUCCAACUGUUAGAUCUUCCUGGAAUCAUUGAAGGUGCCGCUCAAGGGAAAGGCAGGGGCCGGCAAGUGAUCGCCGUUGCUCGGACCGCCGACGUCGUCAUCAUGAUGCUCGAUGCCACCAAGGGGGAGGUUCAGAGGUCUCUGUUGGAAAAGGAAUUAGAAUCAGUAGGAAUCCGACUAAAUAAAUACAAACCUAACAUCUACUUCAAGCCAAAGAAAGGGGGUGGAAUCUCCUUUAACUCCACAGUCACACUGACCCAGUGCUCUGAAAAACUCGUGCAGCUCAUCCUUCAUGAGUACAAAAUCUUCAAUGCAGAAGUCCUCUUCAGAGAAGACUGUUCCCCAGAUGAGUUUAUUGACGUGAUUGUCGGAAAUAGAGUGUACAUGCCCUGCCUUUAUGUUUAUAACAAAAUCGACCAGAUCUCAAUGGAGGAAGUUGAUCGUCUGGCACGAAGGCCAAACAGUGUUGUGAUCAGCUGUGGGAUGAAGCUGAAUCUCGAUUUCUUGCUGGAGAUGCUGUGGGAGUAUCUGGCCUUGACAUGUAUCUACACCAAAAAGAGAGGACAGAGACCAGACUUUACAGAUGCCAUUAUUCUCCGAAAAGGGGCAUCCGUAGAACAUGUGUGCCACCGGAUUCACCGAACACUAGCCAGCCAGUUCAAAUAUGCUUUGGUGUGGGGCACAAGCACGAAAUACAGCCCUCAGAGAGUUGGACUGACCCACAUGAUGGAGCAUGAGGAUGUCAUCCAGAUAGUCAAGAAAUAACCUUUUUCCACCGCUCAUCAUUGGUGCCUGACCCCGACCUAGUCUUUCGAGUGAAAACCGGCUGAUUGUGAUCCUUGGGGAAAAAAAAAAAAAAAAGGAAGAGGAACCUGGUGAGCUCCAAAGCCAAAGAUGCUUCCAUGAAGCUUGGUCAGUAGGACAGGAGAAGACUAUAAAUAAAUAGCAUUUGGGGGAAGAGAGGGGAAUAAUGCCAAGAAUUUUGCCUAUUAGAUUGUUUUGACCUUGUUCGCCUGAGGGUAAUUCUGAACUCAAAAACCUGGAACUGGAGGGUGUCCUGACAACCCAAAAUGGGAGCUGGCCACCUGUCUUCCCUACUUCGAUAUCUCUCACACCUCCAGCCUCCCUCUUACUGGCCCAAUUCAGGCUGUUCAACCAAAUAGCCACCUUGGUCUGUAGGCUAAAGCGUUUUCCUCCUCGGACCCUCAGUGUUUGUAUUGGAGCCUGCGUGUUUUCCCUCGGUUAGGGAUAGAUCAUCCCUUGUUCCUCUGUUUUCCACGCCCGAUGGACUUGAAGACGAUGAGGUGCACGGCUGGUCAGGGUAGGGUUUUUUUUUUUUUAAAUCCCCCUUUCCUGAUCCUCUUCCUGAGCCCUGAAUCUGCUAGGUCCCAACAUUGGAUAUUUGAGACGGCUGGGCUAUCACCUGUCGGGCAUCUUGUCACCCUCUCGACCCUCUUGAUCUGUCGUGAGUUUCCUAAGGAUGCUAAAAGAGUUCGUGCCUCCCAUUGCUUCUGUCUGCCUGACGAAGCAGGGUUGUGGUAAGCGGGAAGGAUGACCGGAUGCUCAUUGGAAACCGAGUCACAGAUAAAUCUACUUCUUCCAAAAGAAGCGCAGAAAACACCAGAAUGAGAAGUUCUCCAAGGCUUCCCUGAUUCAAGACCCCUUCGUUCCUCCUACAGGUGGUCUCCAGUCUCCCCGACCUCCAAGAGAAAGUUUUGGGGUGAAGCUUCCCACUUCAGACUUUGAGUUUCUAAAUAUAUUGUCUGAGAGAUUCUGCCUCCUGAAUGGCUUUCAUCCCCCUCACUCCAAGCCUGCGGCUACUUUCACAGCCCAGGAAGUUCUUAACAUUGAAUGGUGGCUUUCUAAUCGCUCCGAUUGCACAUGUCCUGAGGGGCUUCUCCCCAGUGCUCUUGUUUUGCUCUCUCCCCUCUGGUCUCCUUUUUUGAUUUAGAGAUUAAAAUGGAAGAACUGAAAAUAAAAAAAGGUAUCUCAUACGC